Molecule: messenger RNA, 2470 nt
Organism: Chroicocephalus ridibundus (black-headed gull)
Lineage: Eukaryota; Metazoa; Chordata; Aves; Charadriiformes; Laridae
Gene: G3BP1
Product: G3BP stress granule assembly factor 1
Exons: 12
Coding region: 180-1598 (472 amino acids)
Cellular component (GO): cytosol; ribonucleoprotein complex
Molecular function (GO): mRNA binding
Source: RefSeq, a predicted model, not a curated record
AGGGGCCGCCGUCCUCUGAUUGGCUACGCCGCCUCCCGUUGGGGUAGGCUGCGCGCCGGAUAUAUCUAGCCGGCGGCAGAGCACGCCGUUGCGUGAGGUGCUUCUCGUCCGCCGGGCAGGCCUGUGGUGAAGCGACGCCUCCCGCUCCCGUCCCGCUCCGCCCGCAGUUGACCAAAGAAAUGGUGAUGGAGAAGCCAAGUCCCCUGCUGGUCGGGCGGGAAUUCGUGAGGCAGUACUAUACUCUGCUGAACCAAGCACCUGACUAUUUGCACAGGUUUUAUGGAAAGAACUCUUCCUAUGUCCAUGGUGGCUUGGAUUCCAAUGGAAAACCAGCUGACGCAGUCUACGGGCAAUCUGAUAUCCACAAGAAGGUGCUGUCAUUAAACUUCAAGGAUUGCCACACAAAGAUUCGUCAUGUGGAUGCCCAUGCUACACUCAAUGAUGGUGUUGUAGUCCAGGUGAUGGGAGAGCUCUCCAAUAACAUGCAGCCCGUGCGCAGAUUCAUGCAAACAUUUGUACUUGCACCUGAGGGUUCUGUCGCAAACAAGUUUUAUGUCCACAAUGAUAUCUUCCGCUACCAAGAUGAGGUUUUUGGUGACUCUGACACCGAGCCUCCAGAGGAAUCAGAGGAGGAAGGGGAGGAACCUGAGGAAAGACAGCAGACACCUGAGGCUGUUCCUGAUGAUACUGGUGCUUAUUACGAGCAGGCUGUCAGCAAUGACAUUGAGGAACACCUGGAAGAGACGGCUGCAGAGGCAGAGCCUGAGCCAGAACCUGAACCUGAACAGGAACCUGAACCAGAGGCUCAGGAAGAAAAAUCUGAGCCUGUGUUAGAGGAGUCGGCUCCAGAAGAGACUGUGGAAAAGAGUCCUUCUCCAGCUCCUGCCGAUCCAGCUCCUGCAGUGCAAGAGGACUCUAGGACAUUUUCCUGGGCAUCGGUGACCAGUAAGAACCUCCCUCCCAGUGGAGCUGUUCCAGUAUCAGGAAUACCACCUCAUGUUGUGAAAGUACCGGUCUCGCAGCCCCGCCCUGAGGCAAAGCCUGAAUCUCAGACCCCACCUCAGAGACCUCAGAGGGAUCAGCGAGUGAGGGAGCAACGAACAAGCAUCCCACCACAGAGGGGUCCUAGACCAAUUCGUGAGGGUGAACAAGGCGAUGUGGAAACAAGACGGAUUGUGAGAUACCCAGACAGUCACCAGCUGUUUGUGGGGAACCUUCCCCAUGAUGUUGAUAAAAGUGAACUUAAAGACUUUUUCCAAAAACUUGGAUUUUCUCUUGCAGGCUAUGGCAAUGUUGUUGAACUCCGCAUCAACAGUGGUGGAAAGCUCCCCAAUUUUGGGUUUGUGGUGUUUGAUGAUCCUGAACCAGUUCAGAAGAUCCUUAGCAGCAGGCCCAUCAUGUUCAGGGGAGAGGUGCGCCUGAAUGUGGAGGAGAAGAAAACACGAGCUGCCAGGGAGGGUGACCGCAGAGACAACAGACCACGUGGACCUGGAGGCACUCGUGGGGGGCUGGGAGGUGGGAUUCGAGGGCCUCCACGUGGAGGAAUGUCCCAGAAGCCAGGAUUUGGAGCUGGAAGGGGGAUCGGGCAACGCCAGUGAAUGCAUCACGGAUGUUGACAUGGUGGCGCAAACCCUUUUUCCUGCAGAUUUGUGAAUUUCAGCCUUGGGUAUCUUGGAAUGUGGCCCUAGCCUGUUAUAGACUGCUACGUUUGAUACUAUUUUGGCCCCCUUUUGUUUGUGUUAUGGUUUUGUGAUUUUUUUUUCUAGUCCUUGUCCCAGAUUCCAGCUUUGUGGAACAACGUUUUAGGAAAAGUGAAUUUUAAAAAGAAAAGAACUGAAUUUUCUUGUUCACCUCAAACUUACGGACUGGAUUUUUUUUGGUACCAGUGGUCUUUCCUAAAGGAACGUCUCUUUAUUUUUUUCUUUUUCUUUUUUUCUCCCCCCUUUCUACUGAAUUUGGGUGCAUUUCAGUCAGUGGAAUAAUAUUUCACGUGCAUGCGUUCAAGAGCCUGUAGGAGAACAUAGUACUUGACAAGUAUUUCAAGGGCAGAAAAAACAAAGCUAUUGCUUUAUCCUUUGAGGGUCAUACGAACAUCCUCUGGUCUGGAGAUAUUGCCACUUGAAAAAUUGACAUUCACCUUUCUCUUAGUGGCGCUGUAAAAGUGGAAUAAUGGGUAUCCGUAGAACCUCUCUUUCUUUUGAUACAUGAUCACGGAAAGGAAUUCGAACUACUGUUUUACCACACUUAAAAUUUUGGAUUGUGGGAUAGGUUUUAAAUGUCUAGAACUUGACUCUUAAAACACUUUUCCUGAACUUGUGAAAUUUUUUAUUGAAAUAGGAAGUUUUUUUCAUGUUUAGUUUGUAUUUGUAUAAAAAAGCAAAAUUGUUGUGCCUUCUAUUUAUCUCUCAUUCCAGUCUUGGCAAAUUGUUUUAAAAAAAAAAAUAAAAAAGGUCUAGAUUUGCUUUAUCAA